AUGACAAACUUCGAUGACAAUCUCGAUUUAUCUUCAUCAACCUUACUCUGUCGAAUUCAAUAUCUCGAUGAUACUGAUCCGUUUUCAAGUGUCAAUUUACCUGAACCAGCCCGACCUCCAUCGUUCGUUUUUCUAACAUCGACGAUUUUAAGUAAUCAAUUACAUAGUGUACACAAAGCUCUCAAUGCUCCACAUGAUAUUACGGAUUGUACACUGGAAUUGUAUCGACAAGACGGCACGAAAACGGAAUUUGGACCUUAUUUGGAUCUAGAUCAAACAUUGAACGAGCAACGAGAGGAAAUCGAAACGUUUACGGAAGGAUAUAAAUGGUCAAUUGUUCUUCGUACUCAACUCAACGUUCGAGUUCAUGCUUGUAUAGAUAAAUUAUUGAAUUCGAACGGGCGUGAAUUACGACGAUCGCUGUUUUCAUUGAAGCAAAUAUUCCAAGAUGAUAAAGAUUUGGUUCAUGAAUUUGUAAAUAAUCAAGGUUUACAAUGUUUGAUCAAAAUCGGUGGAGCAGCGGAUCAGAAUUAUCAAAACUAUAUAUUACGUGCACUUGGUCAAUUGAUGUUAUAUAUUGAUGGAAUGAAUGCCGUGAUAGAACAAAACGAAGUUGUUCAGUGGCUUUAUUCAUUAGUGGAUUCCAGUUUUCGACUUGUUGUGAAAACGAGCUUAAAACUUUUGAUUAUUUUCGCUGAAUACACCGAAUCCAAUGCUUUACUAAUCUUAUCUGCUGUCGCUGAAGUCGAUCGUUCGGCGAAACGGUCUCUAUGGUCAAAUGCGAUGGGAAUAAUGAAUGAACUAGAGAAUGCCUCAACAGAAGUCGUUCUAUUGAUUGUCACAUUAUUCAAUACAGUUCUGUCAGCUAUACCUGAUCAGGACACAUUCUACGACAUGACAGACGCUUUGGAGCAACAAGGCAUGCAGCGAUGUACACAAUUUUUCCUGAAUCGGAAACCUAUUGAAGAAGAUCUAAUCGAACAAUUUCAUAUCUAUGACGCCGCUCUUCGACGUGAAGACGAUGAAGCAUUUACUCAACCAACGAGACGUGCUCCUCGUAAGAAAUCUGUAUUCGAUCGAACAUCAUCUCGCCGAUAUUCAUCAGUCGAUUCCAAUGGUCAACAAGUGAUUAAUCCAAAUGAUUUAGAUUUAACCGAUUCAAUAUUGCGACAACAUAAUGAUGUGAUCAAUUUAUUGAAUGGACAAGAUGAUUCAACCGUAUCGUUUAAUGAUGAUAUAGAUGAUGAUGACUAUGAUGAUGAUGAUAGUGAUGAGCAAAAAGCACGAGCGAAAAGUGCUGUCGAUAAUAGACAAAGUAUGCGACGAAGUUCAUCAAACACGUUUCAACCAAUAUCAACCUUUCUCAAAAAAGAUCCAGAUGUACCGAAACCUACAGCGGAUUGUAUUACUUUUCGGCGAAGACAAAAUUAUUGGGAAUCAGAAAUUAUCCAGCGAGAAGUGCCACGAACAUCGACCAAUGAACGCACUCGAGAUCGCUGGGGACUUUCGAAUGAUCGGCAAAGUCCAGCGAUGGACUCGCACCGGUCAUCAGUAACUUCACCUCUUAAAACAUCACUGACGAUCAAUAAUAAUCAUACUGUUCCGUCCAGCCGUUUUACACGUCGUUCGAACAAUUCCGAGCCCGAAUCACCACCAUCACCAAAUCGUCCGACUGAAGUACAAGUCUUCUCUCGCGCUCCAUUUCACCUUCAACGUAGUCCAAAUAGUAAUAAUACAAUUGAAGCUCUAACACGCCAAAUUAAUAUGCAUACAAUGGGUGGAAAUGAUGUUUCGCUAGUGAAUGCAACAAUAAAAGAGACAAAACUCAUACAAUCACCUGAACUUAUCGGUGCAGUCACACGUGCUAAAGAUGGAUUACAAGCAGCAACAACAAAGUCGCCACCAUUGUCAAGCGUGCAUUUUUCCGUACCUAUUCAAUCACCUGAUGCGCUCGUACCGAAACCAUUCUCAGACAAUGAUCUCCAAUGGGAGUACGUUAAUGGAAAAGUAUUGGAUCGCAAAUUAUGUGUACAAGAUCUUAAUUUCGAAGAUCUGGACGAACAAGAUGAUGCAAAUAUCUUAACUAUAACUAUUGCUCGUCCAGGCCCGCCACCGCCACCACCUCCAAUGUCAUCCAUGAUGACGAAUGGCAGCAGUUUUCCUCCUCCGCCUCCUUUACCACCUCCAAUGACGAAUGGCAGUAGUUUUCCACCACCCCCUCCGCCUCCACCGCCAUCAUUGUUUGCAGCACGGAAUAGUGGACCUUCACAAUCGUAUAUGAGUAAUGGUAAUUUCGACGGAGAUUCGUCGAUUUCACGAGCAUCGUCAAUCAAUAAACCACUGAAAACCAUACGUUUGCACUGGCGUGAAACAGCUCCUAAUGCUAUACAAGAUGCACUGAAUGGCGAAGAGUCUCUUUGGACAUCGUUGAACAAAGUGAAAGUCGAUACUGAGCGAUUAUCACAACUAUUCGAAUUGAAACAUGCUGAUGUGAAAAUAAAGAAGAAUGUCGAUGCAAAGAGAGAAAUUACCGUGCUUGACCCCAAACGUUCAAAUGCAAUCAAUAUCGGCUUGACAGUUCUACCGACAGCUCGAACGAUUAAAGGCGCAAUCUUAAAAAUGGAUAGCAGUGUCAUCAACAAAGAAGGCAUUGAAAAAUUAUUAACCAUGUUACCAACGGAAGAAGAAAAAAAUCGUAUCAUUGAAGCUCAAAUGGCUAAUAGUGAUCUUCCAUUAGGCAGUGCUGAACAAUUCUUAUUAACACUCGCUUCUGUUGUUGAGCUAGAAGCUCGUCUAAAACUGUGGUUAUUCAAACUCGAUUUUGAUAAUAUCGAAUUGGAAAUUGCUGAACCGUUAAUGGAUUUAAAGAAUGGAAUGAAAAAUUUGAAAGAGAAUACGACACUACGACAUAUACUUGAAGUUCUUCUUGCAAUCGGAAAUUUCCUCAAUGGCGCUGACUCGAUCGGCUUUCAACUUGAUUAUCUAGCGAAAGUACCUGAAGUAAAAGAUACUAUUCAAAAGCAUUCGUUGCUCUUCCACGUUUGUAAUCUUGUUGUGGAGAAGUAUCCUGAUACAACAGAUCUUUACUCGGAGAUAGGAGAAAUUACACGAUGCUCUAAAAUUGAUUUCGACGAGCUGGAAUUAAAAUUAACUAAACUUGAAAAUGAUUGUCGCGCGGCAUUUGACCAUCUCAAAGCGAUCAGUAAACAUGAAAUACCACAAAUCAAAACAAAAGUUGAUAUUAAACAUCAUGGGAAAAUCCAUAAUGUCACGUUGACGGAAUUUCUUAGCGAUUGCACCGAACGUGUGGCUUUGUUGAGAUUAAUACAUCGACGUGUUAUAAACCGUUUCAACAGAUUUCUCCUAUGGCUUGGCUAUUCUCGCAGUGCUAUUCAAGAAACGAAGAUUACACAAUUCUGCAAAAUUCUCAGUGAAUUUGCUCUGGAGUAUCGAACCACACGCGAACGUAUUUCCACACAGAAAUUGAAGAAACUAAAUCGCGGUGAGCGUAACAAAACACGAGGCAAAUUGAUCACCGAGAUACUCUCCGAAAAGAGCAGUCCGUUAAAAGAUGCACUGAUGAAUGGAUUUCGUACAGAAGAUGAACCUGGAUAUCGUCGUCGAUUGUCUAAGGACAAAAUUUAUUCGGUAUACAUUCCACAAGAUUGCGAUAUGAAACCGCAGGCACCUCCGGCCGCUGAAAGAAACUACAAACAACCUAUCGCUCCCAAAGUAGUUCAACCAAAUGUAUUCAGCGACCUUGCAGCUGUCGUUCGAAGUUCGUCAAAAGACGGUCAACUCAUGCCUGGCCAUCGCUUACGACAAAAAGCUUCUAGUAGUAAUAUACAAAAAGCUUCGGCGCCACCUUCAGCAACAUCAGUGCCGAAACAACCACCACCGCCACCGUCAAAUCCAAAUGAAAAUGAACCAUUUGAUGCUAGCGAUGAACUACUCGACAAUCUUGUGAAAAAUGCAGCCAUAACAUCAACGAAAGAUAUCAUCAGACAACGUCGAAUAGCUCGAUAUGCACAACGGCAAUCGUUACGUCGAACACUUCAAAUCAAUUUGAAUGAUGACGAACGUACUGAAAUAUUUGGUGCUGGAAAUAACUAA
This is a messenger RNA of Adineta ricciae, 4113 nucleotides long. The record is from the annotation of a GenBank genome assembly. Lineage: Eukaryota; Metazoa; Rotifera; Eurotatoria; Adinetida; Adinetidae.